UUCAGAAAGGAAGUGAAACCAACCAGCAGACAGUUGGCAAUAUGGCCCAUUCUAUGCAAGUUGGAGACUUCUUAGAGGAGAUAAAUUGUUCGGUUUGCCUAGAACUGUUUAGUGAUCCGGUGAUAUUGGAGUGUGGACACAACUUCUGUAGGGCCUGCAUUGAUACAGUCUGGGAUAACGCUCAGAGUCUCUCCUGUCCUGAAUGUAGAGAUCCGUUCGCAGUCCGGAAAUACACAGUGAACCGAAUACUUGCUGCUUUGGUUGAGCGAGUCCGAAAGCAGGAACAAGUCCAGAAAGAUAAUAGAACAAACCCUAGGCAAAAUGUAGAGGAUCACGAUGAAGGCGUGAAACAAACGCUUUGUGUGGAACAUAAAGAAGAGCUGUAUUUGUUUUGUGAAGAAGAUGAAACAUUGGCCUGUUCCAUGUGUAUCCCUGAACAUUAUGGUCACCAUUUCUUACCACUACAGAAAGCUGUUGCAAACUAUCGGGAGCAGUUAAAUAGUGUGGUAUCAUCUCUUGAAUCCAUUUUAAAGAACAUUCAAACAGAAGAAAAGAUACAACAACACAAAAUCAAAUACAUAAAAGAAUGUGCGCAAAAUCUGGAGGGCCACAUUAGAUCAGAGUUCACCGUUCUACAUGAUUUUCUUUAUAAAAAGGAACAUCAGUUGAUCCAAGAACUCAAAGUGGAAACAUCAGGAAUUCUGGAAAAAAUGGAGAAAAACCUGAAAGAAAUGACAGACAGCAGCAAUGCUAUUCAGUGCCAGAUAUCUGCUGCUCAGUCAAAAUUGAACCAGCAGGUGUCUUUACUUUUCCUAAAGAUUUAUUGAAGCACAUAAAGAAAACGCUGCAGUAUCAUAUGAACUGGUGAAUGACAAUGUGAACUCUGGGGUUUACAAGUGCCCUUUACAGUACAAAUAUUGGAAGGAAAUGAAAAACAUCAUCCAUCCUGCACCAACUGAUGUGAGAUUAGAUUCAGAAACUGCACAUCCUGAACUUAUUGUGUUUGACGGUCAGUCUGCUGUGAAGUGGAAAGAAAAACACCCAGAAAAAAAGAAGCCUGAUAACCUCGAAUGUUUUGACACUAAACUGUUUGUGCUGGGCCCAUAUGGAUUCACAUCAGGGAGGCAUUCCUGGGAGGAGGUGGGCGACAAGAAGUCUGAUGACUUCGAACGUUUUGACACUAGACUUUUUGUGCUGGGCUCAGAUGGAUUCACAUCAGGGAGGCAUUGCUGGAAGGUUGAGGUGGGUGACAAAAGUGACUGGAUUCUGGGUGUAGCUAAGCAGUCAUGCAAAAGGAAGGGGAACUUUGAUAUAACUCAGAAGAAUGGAUUUUUAGUUUUGCUUAUGGAAAAUCAGGCUUUAUUUGUUUGCAACAAGGCAGUAAGAAUCGAUAGAUUCAUGAAAAUCUGUAAUGUCAUUGUUUACUUGGAUUAUGACGGUGGACAACUUUCUUUUUACAAUGCCAGUGACAUAUCUCACCUUUACACUUUCCACAAGACCUUCACUGAGAAACUCUUCCCUGUCUUCAGUCCUUGUGGUGCUGCCAAUGGUAAAAAUACAGCCCCUCUGAGGGUGCUACCUCAGAGAGAGUAUAACCUCACUGUCUAAUGCAAUGAUGGUAGUGCGAUACUCUGCUGCUGCAUUAUAACCUCUUUAUAAGUUGCAUUUGAUAGUAUGCUUGUCUCUAAAGGGUACUGAUUAUUAUUUUAUUUUUAUCUACAGAACCUGUAAUAAUUAGCCACUGCUGAACAAUAUUUACAUGUACAAAACUGAUUAACUGGUAUUUGUAAUUCUUGCACUGACUGCCAAAGUGUAUAGUUGCAAAAAAAAAAAAUACAAUGACUAGAUGAACGCACAGUGUUACAGUAUUAAGGAAGACAAACUCAAGAUAAUUUGCUGUAAAGUUUCUAACAAAUAACCCAAUUCAUGUACUUUAGUACCAUACCACAAAUUACUACUGUACAGUGGCAGUGUAUGCCAUAUUCUAGCAAAACUGUGAAAAAAUAAUUUUUUUUCAUCAGCAUUUAUUAUACUUGUUCAUUUCUAAUUAAGUUCUUAGUUGCCACCUGACUGUAAACCAGUAGUUGAAGCUAGAAGGUUCUCUCUUAAACAUUUAAAUACCAACAGUGGAUCCUCCUUACCAAUUUAUAACUUGAAUCAAAUUACUGAAGGUCUAUAUGCUCCUUGUUAUAAGAUAGAUGUCUUAGUAGUGUACUUUUCCUUGUAAAGGAUCUUUAAAUCCUUUUAAGUUUGUGAAUAAGUGACACCAUAGCUAUACACUUGCCUAUAAUAUUAUAUGUGUGACCUAAUCAACCUUUUAUAUAAAAUAAUUAACUCUUCAGGUUACCUUGAU
This is a messenger RNA of Protopterus annectens (West African lungfish), 2353 nucleotides long. RefSeq names its product zinc-binding protein A33-like. Gene Ontology annotation, molecular function: zinc ion binding; protein binding. The record is from RefSeq and is a predicted model, not a curated record. NCBI's taxonomy places the organism in Eukaryota, Metazoa, Chordata, Ceratodontiformes, Protopteridae.